Molecule: messenger RNA, 1530 nt
Organism: Lachancea dasiensis
Lineage: Eukaryota; Fungi; Ascomycota; Saccharomycetes; Saccharomycetales; Saccharomycetaceae
Source: the annotation of a GenBank genome assembly
AUGUCUUCAACAAGACCCAGAGCCACUUUGCUGCGCGCACCAGUGCUUCCGGAGCAAACAACUCCGGAACAAAGGUACUGGAGAGCUUAUGGUGCUACUCAGCUCGUGAAAGAACACAAUAGUGUCACUAGCAUCGCCUUCAACCCCCAGCAGCCCAACGACUUCGCUAUUGCGGCGUCUACAAGAGUGCAGCUGUUUUCUUCGCGUACCAGACAGGUCAUCAAAACCUUUUCCAGGUUCAAAGACGUCGUUUACGCGGCGAACUUCAGACCAGACGGAAAACUUUUGGCCAUGGGUGAUGCAACGGGGCUGGUGUCUGUCUACGACUCCUACAACCCUCGGACGCAACUCUUAUCGAUACGUGCAUCCUCACACCCUACCCAUGUUGCUAAAUUUCAUUCCACAGAUCCUAAAUCCUUAGUGACCGCAAGUGAUGACCGUGUGGUCCGCGUUUGGGAUAUAUCCCAGGCCCAGCAGCCGCUUACUGAGUUGACUGGUGCUACAGACUAUGUUCGUAGUAUAUGCAUGGUGCCUCAGGCUCCACAUUUGGUCGUCACAGGUUCUUACGACGGUUUUGUGCGUCUCUACGACACUCGAGUGGGCUCCAAUUCUAAACCAACGACCCUUGCUCAAGGCCUGCCAGUGGACGAUGUCGUCGCAGUAUCUCCAACACAAUUGGUGUCAUGUGGCGGUCCUAGCUUUAAAGUGUGGGAUUUGACUGCACAAAGACAACUUUUAGAGCGGACCAAUUUCGCCAAAACCGUUACCUGUCUUAACCACGUUUCACUUCAUUCUGACUCCCCUAUGGACUCAACGCUUGUCGCGUCUUCUUUAGAUGGUCACGUCAAGAUAUUUGAUCCCCUGGAUGGGUACAAGGUGAAGUUUGGUUGGAAGUUUUCUGCUCCAGUUUUGAGCUGUGCUGUCUCGCCUGGCGAUGCUCAAGGAAAUAGACACUUGGUUGCGGGUCUUUCUUCUGGUCUGUUAGCCAUAAGAACUAAGAAAAAAUCUGACGGAGCUAAUAAGGUUCCAAUUGAAAAGGUCGCAAAGAGCAACAACUUUCAAAGGAUGAUGAGAGGCUCCGAAUAUGCUGGUGAUCAAGAACACAUAAUUCAUAAUGAUAAAACCCGUCCGCAACGGAAACUGAGGGCCUUCGAACGUCAUAUGAACCAAUUCAAAUGGGCGGAAGCUCUUGAUGCUGCUUUCCUUUCAGGUAUGGCUAGGGAAUUGACACUUACCGCUUUGCAUGAACUACGUAAAAGAGGCAAAAUUAGAGUUGCACUUUUAGGAAGAGACGAAUCGUCGCUUGAACCUCUGUUGAACUGGUGCCUAAAAGGUAUUGAAGAUGUCAGAAGUGCAACAGUUGUUGCUGACUGGAUUGCAGUUGUGCUCGAACUUUACAGUGAUUUGAUCGCACGCUCGUCGGUCUUGGAAGAGAUGAUCGUGGCGCUCAAAGACAAAGUCAAACAGGAAGUGCACAGGGCGGAGGAAGCUCAAAAAAUAGAAGGGAUGUUGCAGCUUCUCGUAAGUUGA